GUUUUAUCGUUUACUCUCUUGUUAAGUUGGCUGCGAUUUGACCGACUUCCUUUUCCGUGUUAGCUGUGAAAGAAAAAACAUGCCGCUAGCAAAAGAUUUACUGCACCCUCUGCCCGCUGAGGAGAAACGCAAGCACAAGCUAAAGCGCUUGGUUCAGCACCCCAAUUCCUACUUCAUGGAUGUCAAGUGCCCCGGAUGCUACAGGAUCACAACUGUGUUCAGUCACGCCCAGGGCGUCGUUGUAUGCGCUGGAUGCGCUACCAUCCUCUGCCAGCCAACUGGAGGACGCGCCAAGCUGACAGAAGGCUGCUCGUUCCGUAGGAAGCCACAGUAAAAUGGGAGAUGCUUCUUGAUGAACCACAAAUUAUUAAUUUUUUAAUAAACAAUCUAUAAAAACGUAAAGAAACUAAAAAUCCUUGUUGCCGUUUUCAUUCAACGACAUCUGCUAAAACUUGUGAAUAUUGUAGACAUCGACGUCGGACUUUUGGCCAAUACCAACAAUUUUGAAUAUCAGUUAAGCGGCAAGAUGGAUCUGGCGGCUUCGCGGAAUUAAACACAAAUUGUUGGCACUAGCAUAGAAUGAACGCAUUUUAUACAUAUUGCAAAUAAUAAUUUUUAAUUUCUUUGUGUAUGUGCUAGCCAAGCAUCAGUUUAUUAAAAGAUUAACAAUCUGGUUAAAUUAGUGAA
Molecule: messenger RNA, 687 nt
Organism: Drosophila busckii
Lineage: Eukaryota; Metazoa; Arthropoda; Insecta; Diptera; Drosophilidae
Gene: RpS27
Product: 40S ribosomal protein S27
Exons: 3
Coding region: 80-334 (84 amino acids)
Biological process (GO): translation; ribosomal small subunit assembly
Cellular component (GO): ribosome; cytosolic small ribosomal subunit
Molecular function (GO): RNA binding; structural constituent of ribosome
Source: RefSeq, a predicted model, not a curated record